Messenger RNA from Apaloderma vittatum (bar-tailed trogon), 1119 nucleotides. RefSeq names its product folliculin-interacting protein 1-like. Gene Ontology annotation, molecular function: protein-folding chaperone binding; ATPase inhibitor activity. Gene Ontology annotation, cellular component: cytoplasm. The annotation marks the transcript as partial. The transcript has 10 exons. NCBI's taxonomy places the organism in Eukaryota, Metazoa, Chordata, Aves, Trogoniformes, Trogonidae. The record is from RefSeq and is a predicted model, not a curated record.
CUGGCCUUUGCCGGAGUUUGACCCAAGUCAGAUCCGACUGAUCGUGUAUCAGGACUGUGAAAGAAGAGGCCGGAAUGUCUUGUUCGACUCCAGUGCUAAAAGAAAAAUCGAGGAUGUUUCGGUGUCGAAACUCUGCAGCGAUGCUCAGGUGAGGGUUUUUGGGAAAUGUUGCCAACUGAAGCCCGGAGGAGACAGCUCUUCUUCCUUGGAUAGUUCCAUCAAUUCAUCCUCAUCGUUCUCGGAUGCAAAAGAACAAUGCCCAAAAUACCAGGGUUCUCGGUGCUCUUCAGAUGCUAACAUGCUUGGAGAGAUGAUGUUUGGCUCUGUGGCCAUGAGCUACAAGGGCUCCACAUUGAAAAUUCACCAGAUCCGCUCACCUCCUCAGCUCAUGCUCAGCAAGGUUUUCACAGCUCGCACUGGAAGCAGCAUCUACGGAAGCCUGAAUACGUUGCAAGACAGUCUCGAGUUCAUUAAUCAAGACAGCAAUACACUGAAGCCUGACCACAGUACAAUUAUGAAUGGACUUCUUGGGAAUAUAGGUCUUUCACAGCUUUGCAGCCCCAGGCGGGCGUUCUCAGAGCAAGGUCCGCUCCGCCUGAUCCGGAGCGCCUCUUUCUUUGCAGUUCAUAGCAACCCCAUGGACAUGCCUGGGAGGGAGCAGAAUGAGGACAGAGACAGCGGUAUAGCGAGAUCUGCAUCUCUUAGCAGUCUGCUCAUCACUCCGUUUCCAUCUCCGGGCUCUUCGUUUAACAAAAGCUGUGCUAGCAGUUACCAGCGGCGUUGGCGUCGCAGUCAGACUACCAGCUUGGAGAAUGGGGUCUUCCCUCGAUGGUCCAUGGAUGAAAGCUUUAACUUGUCAGAUGACAGCUCUGGUCCUAGCCCGGGAAUUGUUAGGAAGAAAAAGAUUGCAAUUGGAGUUAUUUUUUCCCUCUCGAGAGACGAAGAUGAAAACAACAAAUUUAAUGAGUUCUUCUUCUCACACUUCCCUCUUUUUGAGAGUCACAUGAACAAGCUGAAGAGCGCAAUAGAACAGGCUAUGAAAAUGAGUCGUAGAUCAGCUGAUGCCAGUCAGCGGAGUUUGGCAUAUAACAGAAUUGUGGAUGCCCUGAAUGAAUUCAG